AUGACAGCAGUACCCUCUGUAUCAUACCCCGUCAUGGAAGUCCCCGCCGUGGAAGACUCUAUGGAGAUGGCCUCGCCCUACCAGGGCCAGGCGGACGACUUUGACAUCGACAUCGACUUCAUGGAGGACCAUGAUAAUGCCUCCAACAUGGACAGUGAUAUGAUGGGUGCUGAGGAGUUCACAAACGCAUCCCAACCUACGGAGUUUAACGAGGCGAUCCACGAUGCUGACAUGGCUGAUGACCCCUCUGAGGGGUCGAUGAUCGAUGCCGACCUCGUUGACCCAGACAACGAUAUCGAUGUGAACAUUACGGAGGAGACAUACGAAGCUGAGAUGAUUGAAGACGAUCCAGUCGAAGACGUUGAUAUUCCAGUUCCCACUAUCCAGCUAGAAAUCACGGCCGCCGAAGACACAAACAAGCCUAUCGAGGUAAACGAGACGGUCUCUGUCAUGGCCGAACAACAAACCCCCGAAGGACAGCAACCCCUCAGUGUCCCUACCGAACCCCAAGAAGACCAAAUCAAUCCUCAGGUAUCUGAAAUCCAGACCCUCGACACCGAAACUGGGUCCACCACCGAGAAUGAUAGCCUUGCCCAAAACCCGACCGAAAACGGCACUCACGCUGAAACCUCCGAAAAACACGAAGCCGUUAACCCUACCGUCAACCCUGCCGUGGAAGUGAAUGAGACAGGAAAGCCUUCUGUCUCGGUGACAGAUGAGAACCACGAGGCAGCUGAAGGCUUCGAGACUAGUCAAGUCCAGUCCUCGAUCGAGCAGCCCCAGGCUGCUCCCCUUGAAGAGCCUCAGGCUACUUCAACUGUGACUGAGCCUGCAGAAACCCAAGGUCAACUUGAAGGAGAGUCUCACGCGGAGCAUGAAGAGGAAUCUCUCCAUCCCGUGAAAAUAUAUUAUCAGGACAAUGAGAUAGCUCUCUUUCCCCCUCUUGAGGGUGACUCAGCAGAGACAUUCUUCCUGCAUGAUGAAGAUGUGGCAUAUGAAAACAUUGGUGAAUUGUUCAAGGCUCUGCGCUUGGUGCUUCAGGGCAACGUGGCAGACAAUGAAGUCCUCGUCAUUGAUAUCGAUGUCCUUGGUAUCCAAAUGACAGAGGACUCUUUCCACACAUCCCAGGUCACUCUGCAUCAGGUCGUUGACCUUUACCUUCGACUCUGUCACAACGAUGGCACCGCGGAUGCUGAAGCUCUCUAUCUAACACUGAGCAGCAAACGCGCCUUCCCUGCUGAAAUCGCUGAUCUCCUCGACGCUGCCAAUGAAGGCAAGGGACUCUCAGGAAUCCACCCUUGGGAUGAGUUCGAUGAAUAUGACCCCGGUUCCGAAGACGAUAUUGAAACCCAUGAGACCGAGCGACAUGAAAAUGGAUCGUCCAGCGAAGAAGCUCAGCCAGAACACUCAGAACCCGAAGCAAAGCUUGCCCCGUCCAGCGAGGAGCAGGCUCCUGUCGAUGCGGCGAGUCAACCCAAAGAGGAUCGCUCCAAUGUUGCCCAAACAAAGGAUCUGGCUCCUGAGGAUACUAAACCUGAUACUGCCCAAGACGAGAGCAACGGUGUGCUACAGGCUGAUGAUCUUCAAGGUCAAGUUGAAGGCAAGGAGACUGAUGAACCUGACGAGUUGGAACACUUUGAAGGUGAACAUGCUCAAGAAGAUGAUCUUCACAAUGAUGAUCAAGCUGAAAAUUAUGACGACGAAAACGAAGAUCACUACGAUUCCGAAGGUCAACAGAGCGAAUCUACGGCCACAGUGGCUCCGUUGUCUGCCGAGGCUGAGGUCACAGAGCAGACCGAGGAAGUCUCCACAGAUCCUGCGGCAGUUCACCAUGAUCAACAUGACGGCGAAAAUGAUGAGGUCAAUGCCGACUAUUACAACGAUGAAGACAAUAGUUAUGGUGACCAAGAGAACUUCCAGGAUGAAGUUACCGGGGAGGACAUUAAUGCUGGUGCUCAAACUCUUGCUGGUGAUGCAACUGGCCCCGACGAAGAGGAAGAUGAAUUAGAUGCCGCGCCCACGGAUGAAGUCGUGUCAACAGACGCUUUCAACAAUGAAGGCGAUCAGACUUUCGAUUACCCAGUGGAGCCUACCUCGAAUGGUGCGCAACAAGACGCAUCCUACACAGAGCAAACCCGUGAUCAUGCAGAUGAUUUGCUUGAGAUAGCUCCGGACGUGCUGCAAUCUCCCGCGAAACAUACCGAGAACGAACCACUUUAUCACAUUGAGGGCGUAGAUUCCGGCGAGCUUGUGGACGAACUAGCUUAUGAUGGAGUUACCGAUGAGCAACAUUUUAACGAAGACAACUUUGGCGAACAUGACCCUCAUUUGGAGGACUCCGAGGCAGUGGUACUGGCUGAGGCAGACCCUUUAGUCCCAGACGCCGAAUCCAGCGCGCCCCUGUCUGCCAAACGGUCUCGCGAAGACGCUGACGACGAUGAAUGGGAUCUUGUGGAAACCACCGUGGACACCAAGCGCCGCCGGUCAUCGUAA
This is a messenger RNA of Penicillium nucicola, 2493 nucleotides long. RefSeq lists its product as uncharacterized. NCBI's taxonomy places the organism in Eukaryota, Fungi, Ascomycota, Eurotiomycetes, Eurotiales, Aspergillaceae. The record is from RefSeq and is a predicted model, not a curated record. Bases 1 to 2493 code for a protein of 830 amino acids. The transcript is spliced from 2 exons.